AAUAGUCCUUAUUUCAAAUUCUAGCUCCCAGGUACCAACUAGGGUUCAAGAUUUGGCAGUGCCAGAUUUCGGGCUUUUGAUUGGAUAUCAUCUGCAGAGAAGAGGGUACGUAGCUUUACAUUAUUACUUUCUCAAAACCUCCUUUCCCAAUGCUUGAAUUCCUCUCUAGAAUCUUAACUUGUUCUGUUAGAACUUCAAUGAUAGAUAAAGUUUGCAUUUUUGAGAACACUUCAUUACUAUCAUCAUCUCUCAGAUGCAUAUCAUCAAACACUACAAAUCCUAAAAAUCACCACGCAUUUACUGUGUCUUAUCUCAUAAAUUCAUGUGGGUUGUCUCCAAAAGCUGCAUUAGCAGCUUCCAAAGAUCUCCAUUUUGAUGACCCACAUAAACCUGAUGCUGUCCUUAGCUUUUUCAAGAACCAUGGCUUUUCAAAAGCCCAAAUCUUUAACAUUGUCAAAGGAUACCCUGGAGUGCUCAUGACCAAUCCUGACAAAACCCUUUUGCCCAAACUUGAGUUUUUGCAAUCCAAAGGUGUUUCAAGGCCUGACAUUGCCAAGAUCAUAUCAUCACAUCCUUGGACUUUGCACCGUAGGUACUGCUUUGUCCCUAUUUUUUAUUUCUUUAAACACUUGGUCCAAUCUGAUGAUACAACCAUCAAAGUGUUCAAGCGCUAUCCCGGUCUACUUGGACUUGAUCUUGCAAUUGUGACAUCUAUGCUCAAUAUUUUGCGAGAUAACGGAGUGCCUGAAAGUAAUAUUCCUAUGUUAGCUCGUUGCUAUCCCUUAACUAUGAUGUUGACCCUGGAGAAAUUUAAGAAGCUUGUUGAGGAAUUGAGGGCAAUGGGCUUUGAUACUUCCACGAGUCGGUUUAUUUUGGCGAUGAAUGUUCUGUGCUUGAUGAGUAGAGUCAAGUGGGAAAGGAAACUUGAUGCGUACAGAGACUGGGGUUUGUCUCAUGAAGAGAUUCUUGCAGCAUUCAGAAAGUAUCCAUAUUUUAUGACAGCAUCUGAAUAUAGGAUUAUGGAAGUGAUGUGUCUUUUUGUCAACAAAUUGGGAUGGGAGCCUUCUUUUAUUGCUAAACACCCAUCUCUUAUGUUAUACAGUGUGGAGAAGACGCUCAUUCCAAGGGCUUCAGUUUUGGGGUUUCUAGUUUCUAGAGGCUUGAUUGAGAAGAGUUUUAGAAGCUAUGAAUUCUUCCAGAGUCCAGAAAAUAAGUUCCUGCAAAAUGUCAUAAGCAGCUAUGCUGAAUCCACUGAGCUGUUGCAGUUGUACAGGGAGAAACAAAAUCUUUCAAGAUGCAAAGGCGUUUGGUGAAAAGUGCAGAAGAUACCCUGCCAUUCUUCAGAUUCCUUUGUGUGCGGAUGGUGUGAUAGACAGCUAUGUGUGGAAUUUUAGUAGAAAUGGUAUUUACACUGUUAGGUCAGGGUAUGGGGCUACAGAACAUUUGUUAACUACUUCUAAUGGGCAAACAUCUGCUGGUAAAUCUAGCCAUUCUGAUUCUGCUAAUCAUAUUUGGAAGGAGAUUUGGAGGUUUUAGGAAAGAAAACUCUGCAUUUUAUUUGUUUGUGUUGUUAAGGAAUAAAGAUGUCAUUCCUGUUCGCUUCAAUUUAUGCAAGAGGCAUGUUCAAGUUGAUAAAAUCUGCCCCCUUUUGCCCUCAGAGAGAUGAAGCAGUAAUCCACCUUUUACUUCUUGUCAGCUAGCUAGCUCACGUUCUGGUAUUGCUUUCCAAUUCAACUGGAUGUGGUCUCCAAGGCUUAAGAUAGAGGAUAGGGUUCUGAAAGUCUUUAGUUAUGCUGCAAAUUGAAUGUUGUGAUGAGGAUCGUCUGAUGAUGAUAGCUUGCUGAAUAAAUUCUUGUUUGACUGGAGACCACAUCAAUCCAUGCUUGGUUUAUUCAUUUACUUUCAAUUUGUUCAUAUCUGCUAAAACCUUCAAGACAAACUGAUGGCUUUAUGUUAACUUGGUUAAUUUAAUUUGCAGUGAAGUACCAGAUUCAUUACAUAACUGUAUUAAACAAUCUCCGUAAGGAAGGUAAUUUUUAUUCUGUCACUGCUUCAAGUUCAGUUUCCUAAUGUUUAGAUUCAUCUGCAGAAGUAUAGGGUGUUACGUUAGAAUUACAAGAGCUUCAACAAUUGAUGAAAAGCUUUAUUUUCUUCAUGAAAACCCAUCCAUUUUUAACGACACAAAUGCUGAUGACUGUCAUUUACAGUCUCAUACAUCGGAAGCACUUGUGGAUUCUCUAUAAAAUCUGCUCUAGCAGCUUCUAAACUAGUUCAUUUUGAAACCCACAUAAACCCGACUCUGAUCUCUCCUUUCCUGAAGCCCAAAUUUUGAACCUCGUGAGUAAACAUGCUCAAUUACCUCUGUACAAUCCCGAUAAAACCCUUUUGCCCAAGCUUGAGUGUUUGUACUCUAAAAUGUUCGAAGCCAUGAUGUUGCCAAAGUUGUAUAAUCCUACCUUGUGAUUUUGAGAAGCAGUUUAGAAAACCAAGGAGUCCCUGCGUUUUAUUUCUUUCAAAACUUCCAAUCUAAUGACAUUACCAUGGAAGCAUUCAAAUGAAAUGCACAUCUUCUCAAAUUAAAUCUUGCAAAUGGUGAACAGAUGCUCAGGAUUUUGCAAGAUAAUAGAGUGCCUGAAAAGAAUAAAUAUAGGUUUACUCGUCGCUUCUUUCUGGCGAUGGUAUCCAAUUUAUAAAUUAUAUGCACCACGUAGAGGAAGUGAAGGAAAAGGGGUUCAAUCCUGAAGUCCAAAUGGGAAAAGAACCUUUUAAUAUGCUUAGGAAGUGGCAUCUCUCAUUAUAGCGAUCAAGGUCCUGAAGUCCAUCAGCAGAUCCAAAUGGGAAAAUAACCUUAGUAUAUAUGGGAAGUGAGAUUUGUCUGAUGCCAGAGGUUUUUGCAGCAUUUAGAAGAUUAUAGAAGAAAUAAACUUUUUUGUUUACAAACUGGGCUGGUAGUCUUCCUUUAUUGCCCCAAUAUCCGUAUCUUGUUGGACUCAGCUUUUAGCAGAAACUCAUUCCAAGAGCUCAGGUUUUGGUCAAGAAAAAUUAUAGAUUCACCACUUGUCAUAUUUCCUGAAAAAAAUUGCAAGAGCUGGUGAUUCGUUAUGAUAAAGGUCUUGAGAGAUUUCUACAUUCACAUGCUUCCUGUUCUGAAUCUUGAUUGAAGCUUGAAUGUUGAUUUGAUUGAAAAGCAGCACUUCUAAAACAUUUUAUUUUAUUUUAUUUUUUAAUCAGAAUUGCUAUGUAUUCUCCUUUGUUCUUAAUUAACUUGAUGAUACUGAGUUCUUCUGUAGCAUAGCUUUAGUUCUUA
Molecule: messenger RNA, 3307 nt
Organism: Populus euphratica (Euphrates poplar)
Lineage: Eukaryota; Viridiplantae; Streptophyta; Magnoliopsida; Malpighiales; Salicaceae
Exons: 2
Coding region: 150-1313 (387 amino acids)
Biological process (GO): regulation of DNA-templated transcription
Molecular function (GO): double-stranded DNA binding
Source: RefSeq, a predicted model, not a curated record